GGAAGGGGCGGUAGUGGUGGUGGUUGUGUGUUCGCUUUCCUCCUCUCUCGCCCUCUCUUCGUGACCGGUUGAAUUUCAGAGUUUAGAGAGGAACACCCUCACGUGCAGCUCAAUCUCUGCAUGGGGUUUACCAAAGCAACUGACUGUGUGGUGCAAACAUUUAUUCAGAGAAACGUGGUGAAAAUCGCUGGUUGGCAGCGUCGGCGGUGUAAAAGACGUAACAAAGACUGAGGAAUAUUCCUGCCAUAUGGACCUCUUUAAUCUUCCUGAAGCAGCAAGAAAGCACGUAAGACGGCGUUUGUUGGGUUGAGCCGUCUCCCAACGAGGGCGUGACAGGAGUGAGUGAGUGAGUGUGGUGUAGUGUACCUUAGUGGCUAACUGGUGGUGCCCGCCGAGCAGUGAGGUGUUAGUGGCCGCUUUCCACCCGGCCUGGCCACCACCAUUCCCUUCCCCCAAGUGUUGAUGGUGCCCGCGUGGUGUUAGUGUUGAUCCCGGCUGGCUUUGGUGCUCAUGUGGACGUGAUCUUAGCCGCCUGUCUGUUUGUCUGCCAACCCGUACCGUAGCGACCCCGGUGCCGCUGGGAUGAAGAGGCCUGUGUCUGAAGUAUACUGCACCUCUCCUUACAUCGCUGUUCCACAGCUGCAGGGCUUGCAGGCUGCUGUGCCCCCUCCACAGGCUGCCCCUGUACCCUAUCCACUACACCAGAGCAGCCUAGCGCCUGCCUACUCUCCAGCCUUCACGCACGCUCUCACACCCGUCUCUGUGAGCCCGGCACUCACACCCGUCUCUGUGAGCCCGGUGCUCCCCCACUACAACCCAAUGAUGCACUUCAUAGACCAGGCGAGAAGUAAAAUAUGCAUCCGGAGGGCGCCAGCUUCGCACCCGGACGAGCGGCCCCAAGAGGUGAAUGUCAAACCCGUCAGGAAAGCGCUAUCAGAUGAAGGGCGGCGGGCCAGUGCCGGGAGCCGCCGCCACCCCAGUCCCUAUCUCGCCCAACCAGCCUGUGGGAACCCCAGCCCACCUGCCUCCCCUGCCUCCCGCCUCCUCGUCUUCCUCUCCUCUCCUACCCUCGCAUGCCUCCCCGCCCCAAGUCCUCCCCAUCUUCAGUUCCUCUUGCAGCAUACACCCUUUACCUGCCUUCCCACGCUGCCUUCUUGCAGCCAGCCUUUGCCACGUUUCCUCCUGCCGACUGCUUCUCGCCCUCCAUCUGCAGUGCUGCCCACUUACUGCCACCAGUUAUCCACCCGUCUCUCCUGCAUCACCACCAUCACGGGGGAGGGUUACCGUGAGUCAUUUUUCGUUGGUGCCUCAUUGCCACUCGCACUUCGGAGGAAGGGUUGCCAUCGGCCACCCGUCCUGGCGAACAACCUCCUCCUCCUCCUCCUCCUCCUCCUCCUCCUCCUCCUCCUCCUCCUCCUCCUCUUCUCCCCCCCGCCAGACACUCAUAUUUGCUACCUCCUUGGGGGCCGAGUCACUCCGCAGACGCCGCCGUGCAGACUCGAGUGAGUCACCGAUGGGGUGCAGCCUGAAGCCAAAAAGAAAACCAAAUAGGAGAUUCAUACCUCGAUGAUUGUGUAAGGAAGGGUUCGAAAUGACGCCCUUGUUGGGUUUUCCCCCGUUGUGCUAGCGAGGGUGAGGCUGGUGGGAGGUGGUUGUUGGUGAUGCCCGGCUAAUCAGCAGUGUUAGAUAACGUAAACAAGAGUCAGUAUUUCAUUAUCUUUUCCCUCUUUUCCUACAAAUGAAGGUCUGAGCAUCAUUUUACAGAGUUACGAUUACAUUUCCUUUGUGUACUUCAUAUUGGUUGCCUUUCGCGUCUUGCAGGUCCUUGUUAUAUAAGACUUGGUGUACUCGUACUCUAGCGUCGCUGUAGCCUGCGGACACCCAGCCACGCAGUCGCACUACGUUUUACCCUUAACCUUAGCCAGCCACCUAAUACCUUCGCCUAAAGCUCAUACUUAUUACUCUAGAAUUGUCCCUCACAAGCCUGAUUUAUUUUUUUCCCCCACGUCGCCGCUGCCCGUGCCCAAACACCGCACCCUAUACCCACUGUGUCUAACCACUCCCGCCACCACUCCUCUCUCUCUCCCCAUUACACCUAGAGCCACACUCAUUGCCCGAAAGCCGUCCUCCUUCCCUCAGGGCGCCUCAUUACGGCCUCGUGGGGGAAAAGUCAUCUUCAGUUUACCGUCGACCUUAAAGCUGGAGGAAGAAACUAGAACUUUUAUAAGCCAGAGUGAGGUGGACCUUCCCUGGAGAACUUAUAACUUGUGUGGCCGAGGAUGAUUUCACGGGGGAGGAGGAGGAGGAGGAGAGGGCGUAUGCCAUGCCUGUACUCCGCAUGCCGCUCCUUCCUUAGGCACGCCUAUGUUCAGUCUUAUGAGUCAUGAGUUGAGCAUUACGUACGUACGUGUGUGUGUGUGUGUGUGUGUGUGUGUGUGUGUGUGUGUGUGUGUGUGUGUGUGUGUGUGUGUGUGUGUGUGUGCAGCAGCCUCCCACGCCCCCAGGAAGUGCUGCGGGCUAAAACACAAAGCUGUUGUUAUAAUGGUUUAAAGACCGCACGCAGCUCCUUUAUUUGUGACUAAUGAGCGUCAUUUAUUGACGGUCCCUGAUAUGUAUUGAAGUCUUGUCCCCGAGGAGAGAAAAAAAGAAAGAGCAGGAUGGAAGAGAAGGGGCGGGGGAGGAGGAGACCCAGGAAGAGGAGCAAGAGAUUAUAGAGAGAAUAGAUUAACGAGUAUUCUGAGCACCCGGGGGCCAAAUAAAGAAAGAGGAUCCAACUCGACUGUUUGAGUGUAAUUAUGCCUCAUUCUUGUGCCUGAGCUGCCUGAGGGAGGGAGACAGGGAGGAGGGAAGGCUCAACAGUGUGGGAGUGAGGGAGGAAGAGAGAAAGAAGGGGGAAGGAAGGAAGGACGGAUGGAUGGUGAUGAUGAUGAGGAUAAUGAAGGAAAAGCUUAAGUGGUGCCACAGAGAUGACCUCCCGUCCUGUCAUCGUCCCUCCCUCUCCUUCCCUCACUUCCUCUUCACCUCCAUGUUCCCUGUGGGCACGUAGCUGAUUAACCUCACCUGCUCAGGAAGGUAAUCUCUCUCUCUCUCUCUCUCUCUCUCUCUCUCUCUCUCUCUCUCUCUCUCUCUCUCUCUCUCUCUCUCUCUCUCUCUCUCUCUCUCUCUCUCUCUCUCUCUCUCUCUCUCUCUCUCUCUCUCUCUCUCUCUCUCUCAUUUGAGGAUGAAACAUUUGAACAGCGAGUAAUCUAGCCCAGGUGAGCAAGAAGCCAGGGUUUCAUUUACUCAACCCGGAGUUAAUGUAAUUCCUCCGCCCCCUCGCAUCUAGCUCACGUCUGAUAACAAAGACUCAACUAGGCUAAUGAGGAGGGUGUCUGUAGAAUGUUGGGGGGUGGGGAGCACCUCCGUAACUGGGGAUGAAUAGGAGAGAGAGAGAGAGAGAGAGAGAGAGAGAGAGAGAGAGAGAGAGAGAGAGAGAGAGAGAGAGAGAGAGAGGAAUCUGUCAUUGAUUUAGGGGUUGCCAGUGCGAGCUUUUCUCUGUGGCGUGUCACCCAUCUUCUCCAGGUGUGCUGCGAGGUGAGAGAGAGAGAGAGAGAGAGAGAGAGAGAGAGAGAGAGAGAGAGAGAGAGAGAGAGAGAGAGAGAGAGAGAGAGAGAGAUGGUUUAGGGUCUCUUCCUUAUGUUAGCAUCAGAUAGGAAGGCGUUCGCGUGACGGCGAGGCUAACAAAGCCUGGGGUAUUGCGUAGUAAAGUAAGAACGAGUUAAAAAUAUGCUCUUGGUCUCAGUUUUUUUCCUAGUAUUCACCUGACAAACUGACUGGAGAGGAGGUGGAGAUUACUGGCUGACUGAUUUGACUGACUGACAGAAUGACAAGAGUUGACUAUUUUGCUGAUAAUAGGUUUGAUUUACGUACAUAUAGGACUUAGGUAUUCAGAAGACUACUAACUGAAUGGGAGUGGGUUAAUUAGACCGUACUUUGAUUGGGAAUGCAAUUAAGUUGGCUGGCGUUGAUGAAAGAAGACUGACUGUAGCCAAGCAGAGUAGACUAAGUUUAACUGAGAAUAAUUAGGUAAUUCACAGGUAGAUCGGGAGUCCAAAAGAGCAAGAAACUAAUAAGGAAAGAAAAGAGGAUGUACACAAGUUGCAUUAAAAAGGUCUUAGUAAGCUGCCUUGGUUUGAGUAAGGAAAUGUUGAGCGUGGCAUUCAGCACUAACCUGUAGCAGGCAAUCCCAGUAAUUCUUGGCGUUUAGUGUUAAGGAGUGGUGAAACGACGGGACAGACGCGCACUGUUCUCCCUCUCCCUCUCUCCCCUCCACCACUCCCUCCGUGCCUCUCAUGCCUCUCCUGUGGGCGAGUUCGAUAAGAGUCUAGCAUAGAGAAACCUUUGUGCUGUGCUACUUCUGAGGCCGUGAGAUGCAGUCUGGGAAUGUAUAUGCAUCUCUCUCUCUCUCUCUCUCUCUCUCUCUCUCUCUCUCUCUCUCUCUCUCUCUCUCUCUCUCUCUCUCUCUCUCUCUCUCUCUCUCUCUCUCUCUCUCUCUCUCUCUCUCUCUCUCUCUCUCUCUCUCUGGUGCUGUGCAAAGUCACUGCUAUUUGUCGGCAGUGCGGUGCUGAGCCCGGUCUGCGGCGGUGAUGGGGCGGAUCUGUGGAACCAUUGAAGGGUGUGGCUGGUGUUGAGUGGUGUGGCGGCAGGGGUGGUGGUGUAGGCUUACGGGCGUGAUGUAUGAGACAGCGGGCGGGCAGUGGCGGAGUGUGUAAGCCGCCCAAAUGAUACCUGACGCCGCAUAAUGUACUAGGACACCCGACACCUCAUAUGCCAUACCCCUCCCAUCCCCCCCCCUAUCGCCAAAUCACCCUCCCCUUACAUACUUCCCUUGCUCUGACACUUCUGUCUCCCGCCUCCUCCCCUCGUAUCCUCUUCCCCUCGUCUUUCUCUCCCCUCUUCCCUAUUGUUCCCUCGGUGCGUCUCGCUAGUGUGCCGGAUGUAACUGUAGAGGGCUCGUUUUUAGCACGUGGUUAUCCUAAUGGCGGGGGAAAGAUACGGAUAAGUCUGUUUUGUUUGCGAUCAUUGAAGCUGUGUGUUCAGUUCUUUAUAUUGGACGAAAUAAAUUUACCUCGUGUAUAAUAUAUUCUACUGUUCUCGAAGUUAUGCAUGGAUGUUUCUCUCAUAUAAAUCUUUUCACUGCUUGGCAAUUUUACCAAUAAAUACGUUAAGUUUUUCGGACUGUUUUUGCACGGGCCCUUCGGUUCGUUAACCUAGAAAAGAAAAAUAAUCGCCAAUUUCCUCUUUUUCUGUUUUUAUUCAUAUUUGUACUGUACUCCGGAUAGCAACAAGACAUUUUGUAUGAGUAAAAGGGUUGAUAAGAAAAGUAAAUUAUGGCCCGCUAUAUAUAACUUGAUGUAAGAAUGAAUGAACUUUACUCCAGUUUAAUUACCUUGAUAUUUUCUUACCUCAUAUAUAACGGAGAAAGACGUGGAGAUAGAUAGCCAAUAGAAAAAAAAAUCUGGCUAUGCCUCGGUCAUUAUGGGAAAGUCCUGAGAUUUUUCUUUAAUCUGCCAAGUAAUUAAGUCUUCGGAUGAGCUGAUAACACAGUGAAAAUUUUCGCGUUAAGAUGGAGCUUUUCUAUAGAGGAUUGCACCUGAGGACGAGGCGCUUCGGUCCCUGCGGUAAUCUGCGGGUUAAGGAGAGUCUCUAUUCCCAGAUAUGAUUAGAUCCUUAUGUCUUUCGCUGAAGCUCAUCUCUGAACCGUUCACAGUACUGAGAGAGAGAGAGAGAGAGAGAGAGAGAGAGAGAGAGAGAGAGAGAGAGAGAGAGAGAGAGAGAGAUAUGCCAAGCGCUCCUCCGUCCCACCCUCCACCCGUUGUAGGUAGGUAGGUAGCCGAGGGGGCCACACGCACACAGACAUCAUUUCCAACACAGCCGUUCAAUUACCGCCGCAUCCCUCCCCCUCCCCGACCCUCCAGCACCCUUUCCUCACGUCAAACUGCCGCCUCGACUUAUUGAUUUUUAGCGACAGCGAGAUAACGGUUAUUGGGAAGAAAUAUUUCGCCCCGGAUUGGUGGAGAAGACCUGGAGAGAAGGAUGAUGGAGGGAGGGUGGAGGCGAGGGUGGUAAGGGAAGGGUUAGUGUGAUGCUCCUCUGAGGAAGGCACUGGUCGCUGGGGAGUUGAGAGAGGAGCGUUGUGUCCUGGGAUGUUAUAGGGUGGCGUGCGAAGUUGCCUUAUUGUGUAUUAGGGAAGGGAGGGGUGGAGGUGUGUGCCGGUAAUACAUUGUGUUAGCGAAGGAGGAUCGGGAGGGUGGAAAGGGUUUUAGGGCGUAAUGGGUUCGUGAAGAGGUUAGCAGCGUGAUGGGCUGGUCUUGGUCUGGGCUUGGUGGUGGGCUUGGGACGAUGAGACGCGGCCCUGUGUGUUUGUGUGUGUGUGUGUGUGUCGAGGGAGGGGAAAGGUGGCUGGAUGUGGUUGGGUCGUGAUUCUUUGUCGCUUGGUGAGUAUUUGGUGGAAGAUUCCCCAUGACCUUCUCCUUUGUUCCGGCUGUGACUUACUUUCUUCUUUUCUUUCCUCCUCCUCCUCCUCCUCGCCCUCGUCCUCUCCUCUCCUCUCCUCUCCUUUCCAAUGUGAACUAAGAGUGGCCGUGGGGUGAGGAUGGAAGUUAUUUGAGUGGUUAAGGUUUCUGUUACCAAGGAAGGGAGGCCUAAGGUCAUUAGGCCUAUCAUGUAACCAUGCCCUUUCCCUUUUUGCGCGCCCCUCAGUGAGGCACUUUCUUUCCCUCACUUUCUCCUUCUCUUGGUUCUUCCUCCACGCCUUGCAUGUUUUCGCCCUCAUCUUCAUCCAAACUUCCCGCCUCCAAGUUUUCUUAACCUAGUGAUUUAUUACUGUGUUUUAUAUUGCCAAACACUUUUUCCUACGAUUACUCUCAGGACCUCCGUCAUUCCUCCUUCACUUCUUGACGGUCAUAACCUUACUAACGCCGGGGCUCUAAGAGGUAAAUUUUCCUAGUACUGUACACUAAUGCAUUUGUGAGGACAGAUAUGUUCCCUGUAGGCCUUGGUUGGGUGGAAGGGAAGCAGAGGAACCUCAGGCCUGGCGUGUAAGAGGGAGACUUGAGUGGAUGCAAUUUAUUUCAGACAGCUUAAACUCCCCCUCUUCCUGUGUGUGUGUGUGUGUGUGUGUGUGUGUGUGUGUGUGUGUGUGUGUGUGUGUGUGUGUGUGUGUGUGUGUGUGUGUGUGUCAGUCUAUCUCUCUCAAAAAGGGGAGUGGAGUUCGAUCGCGUGGCCCAUGUGGCGUGAGGUGUGGGUGAGCAAUGGGCGCCUCACCCUCCUAGCCUCUCCUUACCUGACGAACCCUCACCUGGCUUACAUCAUCGCCAGAAUAAUCACGGCAGGGGAUAAACACGAGCUUAUUUUCGAUACUUCAAGGGUACUAUUUUUUCUCACCGUUUUUGCUUUGCCCUUCCAAUUUCAUUUACUUUUAUUAUAGUUAUUUUGACCGAACACAUCUCAAGGUUGAUUCCAUAUUUGCUAACGUCACCACCAUCGCUUGGCAACCAAGACACUGGCUCAUCCCGGCCGCCGCCCAUCCAUUCUAGAUCUCCUCCCCAAGGGUUCUUUAAAAGGGCAAGGUUAUAUGACGGAGACGUUCAGCUUCCCAUGUCAAGAGGUAACAUAAGUUUCCGCUCAGAUGUGACUCCCUCGCCUUUCACCGCCGCGCAGCAAGGAAGUGCCUUUGAGAAAUUACCGGGAUUUUCGUUCACUCGUAAGAAUAUCAUAAUUUUCUACGUAUGGUGCGGAAAAAAAAGAAAAAACAACCUGAAUGAUACACCUGCUGAUGCAAGAGAGAGAGAGAGAGAGAGAGAGAGAGAGAGAGAGAGAGAGAGAGAGAGAGAGAGAGAGAGAGAGAGAGAGAGAGAGAACUGGUAGUGAAGACAGAGUUUAGGGUUGUCUUUGAAGGAGUGGGUGGGUGGUCAUGGCCAGGGCCUUGCAGUGUUGCCACCAUCCGUCCCACGCUUUAUUCUCCUCACUCACGAGGAUUCUCUGGGCUGCGUUACUCAUCCCGCCGUCCACCCAUGACCGCUGGUAUUCUCCAUGUGUAUAGAUCUUCCAGCAGCGCCAUAUAUCUUGAGCGUCUCACUCACGCGCCCUGUUGACACCGCGUUAAAAGAAAUCGGUGCGAGUCUCGUCCAUCACGGCUAGACGGACUGAAGCCUCUGGUCCACGGGUAGUCUGGACCGGGCUCUCAGUGACCUUUCAAUAGAUAGAGCAGAGUCACGGCGGCAGGUGGAGGCCCAAGCACCAGGUGGAUGGAGGAGGAGGAACGUGCUGGUCAACUCACCAGUGUGCGGGGGAGUGUGAGGGAGGGAGGGAGGGACGCCUCAAUCCAAGCGUGAAGGCUCUCAAGGUCUGGGUUGGCCACGGUCAUUCCCCACUUAUCCACGUAGUGAGUGGCCCAGGGAGCGGGGAAGGGACGCGGGGACGAGAGGAGGGAGGUCCGAGCUAAUGAGCAGAAGCCGGAAAGUCCCUGCUAAUAUAAAGCUGAUGGGUAAUGACCGUAAUUAGCACAUUGAUGACAGCGGUGCGCCAGGUGACUUAACCCAUAACGAGAAAUUUGGGAGAAGGAGCAGUCAGCCAACCAGCCUAACGAGGGCGUAGGCCUAACUCCCGUGUCUACAGGAUAAUAGCGCCGCCCGUAAUUGUAUUUCUUAAGUAGAUAGAACGAAUUAACGUGUUAA
Scylla paramamosain (green mud crab) is the source of this 8717-nucleotide messenger RNA. RefSeq lists its product as uncharacterized. The coding region runs from base 583 to 1506 and encodes 307 amino acids. The record is from RefSeq and is a predicted model, not a curated record. NCBI's taxonomy places the organism in Eukaryota, Metazoa, Arthropoda, Malacostraca, Decapoda, Portunidae. The transcript has 3 exons.